This is a messenger RNA of Vitis vinifera (wine grape), 1140 nucleotides long. RefSeq lists its product as uncharacterized. The transcript has 3 exons. Lineage: Eukaryota; Viridiplantae; Streptophyta; Magnoliopsida; Vitales; Vitaceae. The coding region runs from base 1 to 1140 and encodes 379 amino acids. The record is from RefSeq and is a predicted model, not a curated record.
AUGACUCCAAAAAAGACUGUUUCGUCUGUCCGGGUCAGCGAGGCUGGCGAAAAGGCGAUAGACAAAUUAAAUGCGAAGGAGUUCCGGGAGCGAUUCCGCAUCCCCCAUGACAUAUUGAUAGACCUGGUGAACGAGGAGGCGGCUAUGCCUUCUGAGAAAGGUGGAAAAAACGCUAUCCUCUUCACAAAGGAACAAUUCAACGCGGGGCUCCGGUUCCCUCUGCCAGCCUUGUUCAAGGAAUUCCUCCACUUCUCUCAGAUUCCACCCAUCUUCAUUCAUCCCAACCUUGUCCGGGUGCUGAUGGGAUGCAGCAUUAUCAACAUGCUGUACAGCCUCGACCUUACGCUACUGGAAUUGUUCUUUGUCUAUUCCCUGAAGAAAGCAAAGAAUGAUAUCUUCAGUGUGUCCGCUCACCUACCCUCCCUUCAAAUGGUGACAGAACUGCCAGAUUCGACAAAGGGAGGGGCGAAGGGGCUGGUGGCAGUCUGGGGUGGAUGGGCGGGGCUAUCGCAGCAUCCGUCGAGGCCUUUUUCUCCGAAUUAUACCUUAAAAAUUCCGGGUUUGGAAUUGAGGGGCCACCUUGUGGAUUGGGUGGAAAAGGCGUCCUUUGCCUGCGUCUGCAAAUUAUUUGAAAUAGAUCCCAAGGAGAGGGCCUACAAAACAUUGCUUUCCGCGCGGAAUUUGACAGAGGUCGUCCGGGAGCCCCAGGAAUAUGUUAUCAAUAUUCUUCCUAGGAAACUGGCAAAGGAUGAGAUAGUGCCUGGGGAGCAUUAUACUGUGAAGGAGCUCCCCCUCUAUCAGGAAGCUAAAGAGGCUGACGCUGAAAGGCGGCGAAAGCUCCUGGAGGAUAGAGAUCAGAAAAAGACUGAAGGCACUAUCCGGAAGGCUCCCGGACAGAAGCGGGGUCCGGACUCUCCUGCGAAGAAAACUUCAGGAAAAAGGGGGAAGCUGGUGAAGAAGCAUGGGAAGGAUGCGAAGGAACCCAGGAACUCACUCCUCCCAAGGAAAAGCCAAAGUCAGCCUUCCGACGACCCGGAUCGCUUGGCCAUAGUCCUGGUGAAAGGGCCUCCCCUCAAGAAGCCGCGUUUGACGCGCGAUCUACAGUCCGGACUCUUUGAGCGGCUUCAAGAGCGGCAGUAA